This is a messenger RNA of Phialemonium atrogriseum, 1208 nucleotides long. RefSeq names its product DUF207 domain-containing protein. The transcript has 2 exons. The coding region runs from base 117 to 1184 and encodes 355 amino acids. The record is from RefSeq and is a predicted model, not a curated record. NCBI's taxonomy places the organism in Eukaryota, Fungi, Ascomycota, Sordariomycetes, Cephalothecales, Cephalothecaceae.
CUCUUGCCUCAUCUAUAUCUUGUGCUUGUCCGUGCCAUGGCUUUCAUUGCUACCAAGCCAGGUAGGCACCUUUUUGGUGUAUUGAGCUACUACAUUCGACAAAAAUCCCAAACUCGAUGCACGUGAUACCCUUUCCCAGCAACUGUGACGAUAUCACACCGUUUCCAACCAUGCCUCCCCCACGUUUCCAGCAAGAGUACAAGGCAGCCAUGAAACCCCUGCCAUCUCCACACCCGGGCUUCACGAGAAAGAAGGCUAAAAUCCUAGAGCAGCUCUCCGUGCCCGCGUCCGAGUACACGGAUUCCUCGCCAAAGGGGUCCGUUGAUGAGGGCAUACGAGAGCUCAUCGACGGGAUAAACAGCCACGAUGGGCUUGUGACGACGAGCAGCUGCGCGGGCCGCGUUAGCGUCUUCGUCGAGGGCCGGAAGGGGGUUGUCGCCGCCCCGGAAGAGGCAGAUCAACCCUCAUCUGUGAAGGCGGCGCGGCUGCGGCCGGACAAACCCGCGAGCACGGCCGGGGGGAAGGGAGGUGGUGGGUCUUGGCUGUUCGUGUCGCACGACCCGGUCGAUCUUGGGGGAUGUGAUGACCCUGGUGGCCGGGAUGUGGCCGGUUUGUUUGGGCUUGAGAUCCCGGCGGAUCAAGCACGGGGGCUUGAGGAUGCGGGCCAGGCGCCUUUGAGGCUGAUACACUUCAAAUUCGAGCCCAUGAUUCUACAUAUCCUGACCGCCUCGCCAAGCCAUGCCCAGCUGGUGCUGAAGUGUGGCCUGCAGGCCGGCUAUCGAGAGAGCGGAGCCAUCAACCUGCUCGAGGGGAAACUGGAUGCCGAAAAUGCGAAUCCCAUGGUCGCCAUAAGAUCCAUGGGGCUGUCGCUCGAGUCCUUGAUAGGGGUCGAAAGCGAUGGCCGCAGGCGCUGUAUUGUUUCACUAGAGUAUCUCAAGAUGCUCGUCCAGAUAGCCAACGAGAGGUUUGGGGAGAAUGAGAAGAGAAUAGAGAGGUUUUGGACAGCGCUACAAGCUGCCCUGGAUGGGCAGAAGGCGGAGUCUCGGGAAGAACCCAGAUUAGAACGGGAUGUAAGGAGGGAAACCAAAAAGGCCGAGGGUCUGAGGAGGCAGGAGGAACUCGGAAAAGAACGCCAGCGGCCACCGGACGAGGCAGAAAUCCUACUAGAACCAAACUUCUUCUAACCACAUCUGCUCCCUUAGGUCUCA